GAAGAGUUCUACUUUUUCUCUUUGACGAAUCGGCGAAUAGCAAGUUGGCAAGUUUACUACCAUUUACUACAGUUUACUAAUUCACUUUAGUUUGGGUUGGUUUGGUUCAUUUGCAAGGAAUUCAGUGCAAAAUUCAUGGUGGCGAUUCUCUCUUGCAUUGAUAUUUUCUCCAAAUUCAUUAUAAGAACGAGAACUACAUAUUUAACAAAAAUUGAUGUAUUAUGAACCGACUAGAUGAUCCGCCGGGGCUAAUGAAAGGCAGAAAACCAUCUUUUAUUGGAAUGAACGGAGCUCCAGAAACGGAUGAUCAACAGCGACUACGGUUUCAGGUUGAGUUAGAAUUCGUACAAUGCCUUGCCAAUCCAAAUUAUUUGAAUUUUUUAGCACAGCGUGGCUACUUCAAAGAUGUGACGUUUAUCAAUUAUCUUAAAUACCUAUUAUACUGGAAAGAACCAGAAUAUGCAAAAUAUUUAAAGUACCCUAUGUGCUUGUAUUUCCUGGAUUUAUUGCAAUAUGAGCACUUCAGAAGAGAAGUUGUGAAUUCUCAAUGUACAAAGUUUAUCGACGAUCAGCAGAUUCUGUUGUGGCAGCAUUAUACAAGACGUCGAACAAGGCUUCUGCAAACAGCUGCUGAACAAACACAACAUACUAAUUCUCAAAACAAUGGCAUCACUCAACCUAAGGUUUCUUGAAAUUCAUAUAGGCCAUAGGUGUGUGUGUGUGUGUGUGUGUGUGUGUGUGUGUGUGUGUGUGUUUGUGUGUGUAUAGUGUAUGAUCUAUUGUAUUAUUUAUCCAGUGUUAUACUUAAAAAAAAUUGAUUAAUUUAAGUUAUUGCUACAUGACUGACGGUUUGCAGUUUCCUACAUUUUUGUCAUUGCAUGGUACUGUAUAAAUUAUUUAUUAAAAACAAAAUUUGCAUCAACAGAAUUUUUUUCUGUUUAAUCAUAAUUUUUACAUCAAUAUAAUAGUAUAUUCAUUAUUAUAAUAUGCACUAUAAUGAGAUCUGCUUUUUAAGUCGUAAGUUGUAUAUUGAAUCAGUUAUGUGAGAAAAUCAAUAAACAAGUAAAAAUUGAUUCCUCCGACAA
This is a messenger RNA of Monomorium pharaonis (pharaoh ant), 1085 nucleotides long. It is a transcript of the gene MED31, whose product is annotated as mediator of RNA polymerase II transcription subunit 31. The transcript has 3 exons. NCBI's taxonomy places the organism in Eukaryota, Metazoa, Arthropoda, Insecta, Hymenoptera, Formicidae. Gene Ontology annotation, biological process: regulation of transcription by RNA polymerase II. Gene Ontology annotation, cellular component: mediator complex; core mediator complex. The record is from RefSeq and is a predicted model, not a curated record. Gene Ontology annotation, molecular function: transcription coregulator activity. Bases 222 to 692 code for a protein of 156 amino acids.